Scomber japonicus (chub mackerel) is the source of this 1491-nucleotide messenger RNA. RefSeq names its product potassium voltage-gated channel, shaker-related subfamily, member 1b (gene kcna1b). Bases 1 to 1491 code for a protein of 496 amino acids. The transcript has a single exon. Gene Ontology annotation, molecular function: delayed rectifier potassium channel activity; protein binding. The record is from RefSeq and is a predicted model, not a curated record. Lineage: Eukaryota; Metazoa; Chordata; Actinopteri; Scombriformes; Scombridae. Gene Ontology annotation, cellular component: voltage-gated potassium channel complex; dendrite; synapse. Gene Ontology annotation, biological process: protein homooligomerization; potassium ion transmembrane transport.
AUGACUGUGGUGUCCACAGACAACAUGGACGAGACGUCCACCCUGCCGGGUCACCCGCAGGACCCCUACCCGCCCGACGACGACCACGACGACCACGACUGCUGCGAGCGGGUGGUCAUCAACAUCUCGGGGCUGCGCUUCGAGACCCAGCUGAAGACCCUCGCCCAGUUCCCCGAAACGCUCCUCGGGAACCCCAAGAAGAGGAUGCGCUACUUCGACCCCUUAAGAAACGAGUAUUUCUUUGAUCGGAAUCGACCCAGUUUUGACGCCAUCUUGUAUUAUUAUCAGUCCGGAGGCCGGCUCAGAAGACCGGUCAACGUGCCGCUGGAUAUGUUCUCAGAGGAGAUUAAGUUUUACGAACUCGGCGCCGAGGCGAUGGAGAAAUUCCGGGAGGACGAGGGGUUUAUUCGGGAGGAGGAGCGACCCCUGCCGGAGAAGGAGUUCCAGCGGCAGAUCUGGCUCCUCUUCGAGCAUCCGGAGAGCUCGGGGCCGGCUCGGGGGAUCGCCAUCGUCUCGGUGAUGGUUAUUCUUAUUUCAAUAGUCAUAUUUUGUUUGGAGACACUACCCGAGCUGAAGGAGGACCCCAACGACCGGGUGCGGAUUGUGGGGAACAUUACCAUUUAUUACAAACCUAACGUCCUCACAGACCCCUUCUUCGUGGUGGAGACACUCUGCAUCAUCUGGUUUUCCUUUGAGUUGAUUGUUCGGUUUUUCGCUUGUCCCAGCAAGGCGGCGUUUUUUAAAAACAUGAUGAACUCUAUUGACAUUGUGGCUAUAAUCCCGUAUUUUAUCACGCUUGGAACGGAGCUGGCUGACGACCAAGAAAAUAAGGAGGGGAAGGCAGGAGGGGAACAGGCCACAUCUCUGGCUAUUCUCAGGGUUAUCCGUUUGGUGAGAGUGUUCAGGAUCUUUAAACUGUCCCGGCACUCAAAGGGGCUCCAGAUUUUGGGUCAAACACUAAAAGCCAGCAUGCGGGAGCUGGGCUUGCUCAUUUUCUUCCUCUUUAUCGGUGUGAUUUUGUUCUCCAGCGCCGUCUACUUCGCCGAGGCCGAGGAGAAGGAAUCGUUCUUCACCAGCAUCCCGGAUGCUUUCUGGUGGGCGGUGGUGUCCAUGACGACCGUCGGCUACGGGGAUAUGUACCCCGUGACCAUCGGAGGGAAGAUCGUGGGCUCGCUGUGCGCCAUCGCCGGCGUGCUCACCAUCGCGCUGCCGGUGCCGGUCAUCGUCUCCAACUUCAACUACUUCUACCACCGGGAGACGGAGGGCGAGGAGCAGGCCCAGCUGCUCAACGUCAGCAACCAGAACUUGGCGUCAGACAGCAACUCGAGCCGCCGCAGCUCCUCGGUGGUCAGCAAGUCGGAGUACAUGGAGAUAGACGAGGACAUGAACAACAGCAUCGACAACUUUAGGGAAGCUAACCUCAGAACUGCCAACUGCACGGCGCCCAGCCAGAACUGCGUGAACAAGGCGAAGCUGCUCACCGACGUGUGA